Morus notabilis is the source of this 726-nucleotide messenger RNA. Its product is annotated as 65-kDa microtubule-associated protein 4. The record is from RefSeq and is a predicted model, not a curated record. Lineage: Eukaryota; Viridiplantae; Streptophyta; Magnoliopsida; Rosales; Moraceae. The transcript is spliced from 4 exons. Gene Ontology annotation, biological process: microtubule cytoskeleton organization. Gene Ontology annotation, cellular component: cytoplasm; spindle. The coding region runs from base 1 to 726 and encodes 241 amino acids. Gene Ontology annotation, molecular function: microtubule binding.
AUGCGGAGACGGAAAAUUGAAAGGAAGAACAAAAUAUUUGAAGUUAUGGAUCAGUUAGAGAAAAUUUCAAAUGAUUUAAGCGGAUCUAUAGAAGAUGGUCUAUAUAAAAUGGUCGUGGAUGAGACUGACUUGUCAUUGAAGAGACUAGAAGAACUACGUGCGCUGUUGCUUGAUUAUCAAAAUGAGAAGAGAAACCGUCAGACACAGGUUGAGGAAUUAGUGACAACUCUGAAUUUGCUGUGCUUGGUUCUUGGUGUGGAUUUUAAGAGCACAAUCUGUGAGAUUCAUCCCACAUUGAAUGAUUCCAAGGCUGUAAAGGACAUAAGUAAUAACACAAUUAAUAGUUUGACUGGUGCAGUAGAAAGAUUGAGAGAGGUCAAGAAGAAGAGAUGGGAGAAGCUUCAAAAUUUUGUGACUUCUCUGUUGGAGUUGUGGAAUUUGAUGGAUAUACCUAUGGUGGAGCAAAAUACAUUUCAUAAUGUAACUUGUAAAAUCGCAGCUUCCGUCUCUGAGAUCACUGAAACCAACAUGCUUUCUGUUGAAUUCCUUAACCAAGUGAGUAUGGAUGCCACUUGGGAAACUGUUGCUGUGAUUAGGGAUCAAUUCCUAGCUUUCAACCUUGAGGACAAGGUUGUACUCAUGGAGGGGAGUAAUGAUAGGUCUCCUCCCAUUAAGUUUGACACAUGCCCAACUCACCUCCCUUAUUCCCAAGACCGGAAAUCCUAA